Messenger RNA from Dendroctonus ponderosae (mountain pine beetle), 1250 nucleotides. RefSeq names its product probable RNA 3'-terminal phosphate cyclase-like protein (gene Rtc1). Gene Ontology annotation, biological process: ribosome biogenesis; endonucleolytic cleavage of tricistronic rRNA transcript (SSU-rRNA, 5.8S rRNA, LSU-rRNA). NCBI's taxonomy places the organism in Eukaryota, Metazoa, Arthropoda, Insecta, Coleoptera, Curculionidae. The transcript is spliced from 5 exons. Gene Ontology annotation, cellular component: nucleolus. Gene Ontology annotation, molecular function: RNA endonuclease activity. Bases 103 to 1242 code for a protein of 379 amino acids. The record is from RefSeq and is a predicted model, not a curated record.
GCGGCUAGCGGAGAAGAAAAGCAAGUCAUAACCUUAAUUUUCCUCGUGUUGUGAAGUGCGAGUAAACAACUUUGAGCCUCAAUCAGUUUUUAUGUGCUUGCAAUGUCGAAAGGAAUGAGAAAAGGAAACACGCUUUCCUAUAAAGGCAGCAAUUUCCUCAAGCAGCGCUUGGUAUUGUCGGUUUUAAGUGGAAAGCCUGUGAACAUCACUGAUAUUCGAGCAAUUAAUGAUGAGCCCGGUCUGCACGAGUUUGAGGUGAGUUUGGUGCGACUCUUCGACAAAAUCACCAAUGGGACCGUUGUGGAGCUAAACGAGACCGGGACAGCCCUGUAUUUCCAGCCAGGCCUUCUUUGGGGAGGCACAAUUGAGCAUGACUGUUCUCUUGAACGUGGCAUUGGAUACUAUCUGGAAGCCCUCUGCAUGCUGGGGUUCUUCUGCAAGCAGCCGUUGAAUAUCACCCUGCGGGGCAUAACAAAUAACAACAUUGACCCUUCAGUGGAUCUCUUGAGCACCUCCCUUAUGCAAACCAUGAAAAGAUUUGUUCUGGAUGACGAAGGAUUAAGCAUAAAGAUCAGCAAAAGAGGCAUACAGCCCUUAGGGGGCGGGGAGGUGAUUUUUAAGUGCCCCAUUAGGACGAAGUUAAGGCCACUUCAGCUCCUUGAUUGGGGAAUGGUGAAACGAGUGCGAGGAACUUCCUAUGCCUUAAGAGUGUCCCCUGCUAUGGCAAACCGCAUGGUGGAAAAGGCGAAAGGAGUGCUGCUGAAUUUUUUGCCCGACGUGUUCAUUAGUACAGAUCAACGCAAAGGCAAACAAUCGGGAAACAGUCCGGGGUUUGGCAUUCAUUUAUAUGCGGAAACCACAAAGGGAGUAAUCUAUUCAUCGGAGCAAAUUUCAAACGAUUUAUCUAGUGGAGGCGAGCCAUCGAUACCCGAGGAUUUGGGAACAGCAGCAGCUCAAAGGCUACUAUAUGAAAUUUACCUAGGAGGAGUCGCGGACUCCUCCAGCCAAGCCUUAGCUAUUUUAAACAUGGCGCUAGGGCCGAAAGACGUCUCAAAAAUCAUCCUGGGGCCCCUCAGUGACUACUCAAUAGGGUUUCUAAGGAAUCUACGCGAUUUCUUUGGUGUUACCUUCAAGCUGGAGCCAUUUGAGAGUGAGGAGGACCGCGAGGGAACCGGUUCUCAAAAAGUCUUGUUAACUUGCGUGGGAAUUGGAUACAGUAAUAUAAAUAAAAGGGCCAUAUAGAUAUUGGU